Messenger RNA from Monoraphidium neglectum, 939 nucleotides. RefSeq names its product ornithine decarboxylase. The transcript has 4 exons. Gene Ontology annotation, cellular component: cytoplasm. NCBI's taxonomy places the organism in Eukaryota, Viridiplantae, Chlorophyta, Chlorophyceae, Sphaeropleales, Selenastraceae. The coding region runs from base 1 to 939 and encodes 312 amino acids. Gene Ontology annotation, molecular function: ornithine decarboxylase activity. The record is from RefSeq and is a predicted model, not a curated record.
AUGCAAGAGGUCCCGGCAUCGCUUGGCAGGUGGGUGGUGGGCGUGUCGUUCCACGUCGGCAGCGGCUGCCAGAACGUGGCGGUCUACGCGGACGCCAUCCGCCGCGCCCGCGAGGCCUUUGACGUUGCCGCUGCGCUGGGCUUUGGAAACAUGCACCUGCUGGACAUUGGGGGCGGCUUCACCGCGCCCUACGACGCCGUCACGGCGGACCUCUUUUACCGCACAGCAGCAGUCAUCAACGGGGCCCUGGACGAGUGCUUCCCUCCUGGCUGCGGUGUGCGCAUCAUCGCAGAGCCGGGCCGCUACUUUGCCGAGACCUCAGCCACCCUGUUCACCACAAUCCUGGGGCAGCGCGCGUCGCGGGCGCCGUGCGGGGCGCCGCUGCGCGACUACCACCUGAGUGACGGCACCUACGGCUCGUUUAGGAUACAGGUGGCGGUAGACGGCCUGGAGCCGUCCUACACGGUGCUGCGCUCCCCGCUGCUGCCACCCCCUGGCCCGGAGCUCUCUGCGCCGAUGGCCUGUCGCCUGUGGGGGGACAGCGGGCGCACCGACGACUGCGUGCACCGCAACGCGCGGCUCCCUGCGCUGCGCGACGGCGACUGGCUGGCCUUUGACUACGCGGGCGCCUACACCGUCUGCUCGGCUUCUAGGUUUGGCGGUGGCAGCAUGGCAGAGCCGACCAAGCUGUUCGUGCUCUCCGAGGUCGCGACGCGCGACCUCGGCAACCUCAACGACCCGGCCAUGCGCGCGGCAGCGGCCGCGGGGCGGUCGGAGGCCGAGGCGCACGCGGCGCUGGCGGCGGCGCAGAUGUUGCAGGCCCUCAGCGUGGGCGUGUGCAGCAGCGGCAGUCGCUAUGGUGGUGGUGGUGGUGGCAGCUGCGCGGUCAGCUCUGCGUCGUCUGAGGCCACCAUGGGCGGUGACGAGCCCAUGGAGUAA